Messenger RNA from Rhopalosiphum maidis (corn leaf aphid), 2406 nucleotides. It is a transcript of the gene su(f), whose product is annotated as protein suppressor of forked. Gene Ontology annotation, cellular component: nucleus. Gene Ontology annotation, molecular function: mRNA binding; protein binding. The record is from RefSeq and is a predicted model, not a curated record. The transcript is spliced from 14 exons. NCBI's taxonomy places the organism in Eukaryota, Metazoa, Arthropoda, Insecta, Hemiptera, Aphididae. Bases 126 to 2315 code for a protein of 729 amino acids. Gene Ontology annotation, biological process: mRNA 3'-end processing.
UAACGUUUACAAAUACAAAAUCCAGUUUCCGAAGUUUCGAACGUUUAAAAGUUCGAAACUCGGCUCGUUAGGUGCAAACAAUGUUCCUUUUGUGAGGCUAAGAUUAUACUGUAUACUGCGUUAAAAUGGAAACAGCCGUCGAAGAAUAUCCGCCAGUGAACUGGGGUAAUGAAAAAUUGGAAGAGGCACAGGAUUCGGUCAAUGAAAAUCCAUGGGACGUAGAGUCAUGGGCUAUACUGUUGCGUGAAGCGCAGACUCGAUGGAUCAACGAUGUACGUUCGUUUUUUGAAAAACUUGUUACUACGUUUCCAACUUCUGGUCGAUACUGGAAGUAUUAUAUCGAAAUGGAAAUGCGUGGUCGGAACUUUGAAAAAGUCGAGAAGCUCUUUCAGCGUUGUCUCGUCAAAGUACUUAACAUUGAACUGUGGAAACUUUAUCUAGCUUAUGUUAAAGAAACCAAAGCGCUUUUACCAACUUACAAAGAAAAAAUGGCUCAAGCAUACGAUUUUGCAUUAGAAAAAAUUGGCAUGGAUAUACAUUCACAUAACAUUUGGCAAGAUUAUAUAACGUUUUUAAGUAGUGUUGAAGCAGUUGGCUCAUAUGCUGAAAAUCAAAAAAUAACAGCAAUCAGAAAAGUGUAUCAACGUGGUGUUGUAAAUCCUAUGAUUAACAUUGAAUUGUUAUGGAAAGAAUAUCUGGCUUUUGAACAAAGUAUUAAUAUUAUGAUUGCUGAUAAGAUGAUGAUUGAACGAAGUAGAGAUUAUAUGAAUGCCAGAAGAGUCACCAAAGAGUAUGAAGUAGUUAUAAGAGGACUGAAUAAGAAUUAUCCUAGUGUACCUCCAACUGGUAGCCUAGACGAAAUGAAACAAGUGGAAUUGUGGAAAAAAUACAUUAUUUGGGAAAAAGCAAACCCUUUGAAUACUGAAGACACUGCACUGAUUACAAGACGAGUUAUGUUUGCUUUUGAUCAAGCGCUAUUGUGCAUGACUCAUCAUCCUGACUUUUGGUAUGAAGCUGCUCAGUUUUUAGAUGGAAGUUCUAAAAUUCUCUCAGAAAAAGGAGAUAUAUCAGCAGCUAAACAGUAUAGCGAUGAAGCAGCUAAUGUUUAUGAAAGAGCAAUUGGUACUGUAUUGAAUACAAGUAUGUUAUUACGAUUUGCUUAUGCUGAUUUUGAAGAAGGUCGUAUGAAUUAUGAAAAAGUCCAUAGUAUUUAUAAAAGUUAUUUAGAUAAUGAAAUUACCACUGAUCCAACACUGACAUAUGUACAAUAUAUGAAAUUUGCUCGCCGUGCUGAAGGAAUUAAAUCCGCACGAGCCGUUUUUAAAAAAGCAAGAGAAGACCCUAGAUCUAAGUACCAUGUCUAUGUCUCUGCUGCUUUAAUGGAAUAUUACUGUAGUAAAGAUAAAAACAUUGCUUUUCGUAUUUUUGAGCUUGGAUUAAAAAAGUAUUGCGACAACCCACAGUAUAUUAUUAGUUACAUAGAUUAUCUUUCUCAUCUCAAUGAGGAUAAUAAUACAAGGGUAUUAUUUGAGAGAGUUCUAUCAAACACAAGUCUUGAACCAGAAAAAUCUGUAGAUAUUUGGAAUCGAUUCCUUGAAUUUGAAUCAAAUAUAGGAGAUUUAUCAAGUAUACUGAAAGUAGAAAAACGGCGAUCAGCUGUUUUUGGCAAGCUAGUAGAAUUUGAAGGAAAAGAAACAGCACAACUUGUGGACAGGUAUAGGUUUUUAAACCUAUUUCCAUGUACAAGUCCUGAAUUAAGAUCUAUUGGAUAUAAUGAAGUUACUAAUACAGUAUCUAAAACAAUGCAUAAUUCUACACAAAGAUCUGCUGUUAUUGAUGGAUUAGAUGACUUAGAUAAUCGACCUAAUGAAAAGCGAUUGCCGCUGCCCGAUAUUUCUCAAAUGGUACCUUAUAAACCUAAAUUGAAUGCUUUUCCAGGCGAACAUAUUGUACCAGGAGGAACCUUUCCGCCGCCACCACCUGCUUGCCAGCUAAUGCAAGUAUUACCACCACCUGGUUGUUUCCAUGGUCCAUUUGUAUCUGUAGACAUGCUUAUGGAUAUAUUCCUUAGACUUAUACUUCCUGACAAAGCACCAAUGCCUAAAGCUGAGAAUGGCUGUGAUGUGAAAUUAUUUGACACUGCUAUGUCAGUGCAAUGGGCAAAUGAAGAUACAGCACAUGGUGGCUCCAAUAAGAAAAAACGUAGAAUAGGAGGACUGUCUGGUAAAGGUGAUGACAGCGAUGAAGACAUUAACUUAGUACCACCACCAUUUGAUAUAUAUCGUUCAAGACAACAAAAGCGUGUAUCCAAAUAAAUCAUUUAAAUUAUAUAAUUAGACUACAAAGUAUAAAUACUAUUUUUGAUCCUUGUCUACUGGAAUUAUCAUUUUCAUUUAUUCAUUUUAA